This is a messenger RNA of Diachasmimorpha longicaudata, 2862 nucleotides long. It is a transcript of the gene ari-1, whose product is annotated as E3 ubiquitin-protein ligase ariadne-1. Gene Ontology annotation, molecular function: ubiquitin protein ligase activity; ubiquitin conjugating enzyme binding; zinc ion binding. The record is from RefSeq and is a predicted model, not a curated record. Bases 508 to 2040 code for a protein of 510 amino acids. Lineage: Eukaryota; Metazoa; Arthropoda; Insecta; Hymenoptera; Braconidae. Gene Ontology annotation, biological process: protein polyubiquitination; ubiquitin-dependent protein catabolic process; positive regulation of proteasomal ubiquitin-dependent protein catabolic process. Gene Ontology annotation, cellular component: cytoplasm; ubiquitin ligase complex; nucleus. The transcript is spliced from 8 exons.
UAACCAUCACCCCGAUUUCUCCAGUGCAAAUCGCCAAAAUCUCGUCAGGGUAACUCCACUUACCCCAGGGUACGUACUUCCGCACCCGCGGAAUCCCCAUCGUCAUCAACUCUCGACGACCAGACAGAAAUUCAGGCGCCAUUUGCAUUCAUCUCUGCCAUUUGUCUCUCUCCAAACAUAACCAACAAAAUUCCUGUAAAUACUUGUGUCGUCUGGCUCAUCACCACGACCCCGUGACUUCAACGUAUUUUCACACAUCACCAGCCUCCACUCAUGUGACAAAGAAGAAAACAAAAGAUAUGACUCGUUGGACUCGAUCGAGUUGAUCCGUAACCGGAGCUGAAGGUCUAGACUCACUCAGUCUGAGUGCUUUGUCUCGUCAACAGCUGAUUUCUGUCAGUCGACUUUGUGUUUUCAUCUGACAAAAGGUCGUCCGAGGUCCACUCAACUCUUCCGACAGCUCCAAUCAACAUCCAGCUUCGAAAAGGAUCUCAUUUGGAAAAAACAAUGGACUCUGAUGAAGAGACUCUCUAUGAUGAGGUGGACUCGGGGAAUGAGUCCAGCGGAGAUGACGUAGACUUCGCGAUGGAGUGUGAACCUGGUAAUCCGCGUGAACGUACCAACGACGCCGAUGACUACCCUUUCGAGGUCUUAACGACUGAGGAAAUUGUCCAGCACAUGGUGGAUUGUAUCAAGGAAGUGAACACAGUUGUCGAGAUUCCCGCGACGACAACAAGAAUAUUAUUGAAUCACUUCAAGUGGGACAAGGAGAAGCUCAUGGAGAGAUUUUACGAUGGGGAUCAGGAUAAAUUGUUCGCUGAAGCCAGGGUGGUUAAUCCAUUUCGUAAAGGUUCACUCAUUAGUAGAUCACGUUCUGCUCAAAGCUCAUUGUCCAGGAAGACAUCGACAAAUGGUACGGAGGAGUGUGGCAUUUGUUUCACAACAUUACCGUCUUCCAUGAUGACGGGGUUGGAGUGUGGGCAUCGCUUCUGUGCUGGCUGUUGGGGUGAAUAUUUGACAACAAAAAUCAUGGAGGAGGGUGUUGGUCAGACAAUAGCAUGUGCUGCCCAUGCAUGUGACAUUCUCGUUGAUGAUGCCAGUGUCAUGCGUUUAGUGAAGGACUCCAAAGUCAAGCUUAAAUAUCAACAUCUCAUUACAAACAGUUUUGUUGAGUGUAACAGGUUAUUGAGGUGGUGUCCAUCGCCGGAUUGCAACAGCGCUAUUAAAGUACAGUACGUCGAGGCAAAGCCAGUUACGUGUAAAUGUGCUCACACAUUUUGCUUUCACUGCGGGGAAAAUUGGCAUGAUCCAGUGAAAUGUCACUUACUACGUAAAUGGAUAAAAAAAUGUGACGAUGAUUCUGAAACGUCCAAUUGGAUAGCUGCCAAUACAAAAGAGUGCCCAAAAUGUAAUGUAACAAUUGAAAAAGACGGCGGAUGUAAUCAUAUGAUUUGCAAGAAUCAAAAUUGUAAGACAGAAUUUUGCUGGGUGUGUUUGGGCCCUUGGGAGCCACAUGGCUCUAGUUGGUACAGCUGCAAUCGUUAUGAUGAGGAUGAGGCUAGGGCUGCCAGGGAUACACAACAAAAAUCACGGUCAGCACUACAGAGAUACUUGUUCUACUGCAAUAGAUACAUGAAUCAUCUGCAGUCGCUCAAAUUUGAGAGUAAAUUGUAUGCCAGUGUCAAAGAAAAAAUGGAAGAGAUGCAGCAACAUAAUAUGUCUUGGAUUGAGGUCCAGUUUCUGAAGAAAGCAGUUGACAUUUUAUGUUUAUGUAGACAGACCUUAACGUACACAUACGUUUUUGCAUAUUAUUUGAGGAAAAAUAAUCAAUCUGUGAUCUUCGAGGAUAACCAGAAGGAUCUUGAAGGCGCAACUGAAUUGUUAUCGGAGUAUCUCGAGAGAAACAUUACGAGUGAAAAUCUUGCUGAUAUCAAGCAAAAAGUUCAGGAUAAAUACAGAUAUUGCGACAAUCGAAGGAAGGUAUUACUCGAGCACGUUCACGAGGGCUACGAAAAAGAAUGGUGGGACUAUACUGAAUAAAAAUAGCCAAACACGAACGGAAUUCUCCUCGUAUCAGGGAUGCAAUGGUCUGCCCCUCACUCUCUAGCCCUCCCGUGACCGCCGCAACUGUGAUAACUCGUUAAAAAAAUAAAUUAAUGAAAAUUCAAACAAAAAGUAUAUAUAACAGGUUUCGAUGAGAGACAGGAAUAAAGGAAAAUCCUUUUUUCAUAGAUUCAAAAUUUUUUCUCCAAUUUUGAUCUGAAACGAAGGCAAAAUUAGAUCAAUUUGUUUCUGCUUUCUUUUUGUUUGUUUUUGCGCAGCUCUCGAGUCUGAGGUAUUAGUGUUUUUAUUGCACGAUGGCGGUUCGAGAUACUUAAAAUUUACUAAAAAAAACUGGUAUAAAUGUGAUUUUGUGGAAGAAAAUGAAUAAUGUACAAUUACGAAUUGAUUAAUUUUGUUUUUUUAAAGGUGAAAGUGAAGAGAACACAUUUUUUGAAAGACGUCUGUCAAUGGAUCUUGAAUUUUCUUCUAAAAAUGAUAAACCAAAAAUGAAAAACAAGUGGAGAGAAUGGAGAUGAAGAACUCUAGGCAUAAAUAACAUGUUGGUUUUUUUUAAUGGAAUUUUUAAUUGGUAGUCGAGAAAAUAAACUGGUUGAUGAGAUGUGGAUAAUGGAAGAUGCGAGAGACAUUGUGUUAUCUCUAGUGAACAGAAGCUCGAGCAAGAUAUAGUAAAUUACUUUUUUUUUCAUGGUAGUGUGAAAUAUUUUGCGGUCGCUCUCGGUCAAGAGACACGUCCAGGCUACAACUGCCAUGAUAUUUUCAAGAGUAAUAAAUAAAUGUUUGAAAGAUGAAAAAUGAUAA